Molecule: messenger RNA, 1333 nt
Organism: Anolis sagrei ordinatus
Lineage: Eukaryota; Metazoa; Chordata; Lepidosauria; Squamata; Anolidae
Gene: DTWD2
Product: DTW domain containing 2
Source: RefSeq, a predicted model, not a curated record
AUCACAUGACCCUUGAGGAGGGCGGGGUGGCUGCCCCGCAUGGUGCCCAUCCCGACGGGUUCUCCGCGGGGUCCUACUGCCCCUCCUCCCAUUUGCCGUCGUAUAGGACGGAAGCCACGGAAAAAGAAAUGUUGGCAACGGGCGCGGCGGGCCCUAGAGAAGAAGAAGAAGCGGAGGGCCACACAGCUCCCGCUAGUGUCAGCUCUCCCACGGAGGACAGCGAAGGCUGCGAGGGCCUCUGGGAGCUACCCGUGGAGCUCAGCGAGCGGAGACCGGAGUGCAGCCGCUGCGGGCGUCCUCAAAAAGUUUGUCUGUGUCCGUUCUUGCCAGUUCAUCCCUUGAAAGUCUCCACCUGUCUAUAUAUCAUCCAACAUCCAGCAGAGGAAAGUAGAGUACUACGGACAGUUCCUCUUCUUGCUGCUUGCCUACCCGAGGACAAAUGUAAAGUCUUGAUUGGACGACGCUUUAGUGAAGACCGGUACCCAGAGUUGGCAUCUGUCUGCAAAAAUUCAAAUACCUUAAUAUUAUACCCUGGAGCUGGAGCAACAAAUUUGGAAGAAAUAAAUAUAAACUCCUCUGAUCCCUGUAUAAUUAUCAUCAUUGACGGGACAUGGAGUCAGGCCAAGGAUAUAUUUUUUAAGAAUUCACUUUUUCGAAUACCUAAACAGGUGGAGCUGAGAACUAGCCUUUCAAGUCAGUAUGUAAUUCGCACACAGCCCACAAACACCUGUCUCUCCACACUUGAAUGUGCAGCUGUUGCCCUUGCCAUCAUGGAAAAAAAUGAGAGUAUUAAAGAGACUGUACUCCGUCCUCUUCAAGCUUUGUGUUCUUUCCAGCUUCAGCAUGGUGCUCAAGUUCAUCACAGCAAGGAACAUCUUCUUAAAAAUGGUUUAUACGACAAGCCAAUGCCAAAAAAUAAACGCAAGCUCAGGAGAAUGGAACUUCUAGUCAAUAAUGUUAAAAUUUAGCAGUGUCAUGUGGAUUUAGUAAAAUCCCUUUUAGCUAAUGAAAUGGAGUUUCAUAUGGAUUUAAUCCAACCAUCUUUAUAAUGGCGUGCAUUCAUAUGGCGGCUUGCCCAGAAGAUCAAGCAGAAUUCAAAACCAGACAGUUUGGAUCUUUGCCUUAGAGAAAGAAAUACACAAGAGGUGUCAUCUCCCUCCCACCCCAUAUUUAUCAGUCUGUGAUCUGUGUUACAGCAUAUUUGAUUUUUAUUAUGGGGGCCCUUGCGCAUUCCUGCAGAAGUAACAUACAUUUUAAAGAACAUUGGGCCAGUGAGAAGGAUUCAAUAAUUGAGAACAGAAUAUUCUCAUCAAGGUAUUUGAUUUGUAAUGAA